Thunnus maccoyii (southern bluefin tuna) is the source of this 6030-nucleotide messenger RNA. RefSeq names its product SLX4 structure-specific endonuclease subunit homolog (S. cerevisiae) (gene slx4). Gene Ontology annotation, cellular component: nucleus; Slx1-Slx4 complex. The record is from RefSeq and is a predicted model, not a curated record. The transcript has 14 exons. Lineage: Eukaryota; Metazoa; Chordata; Actinopteri; Scombriformes; Scombridae. Gene Ontology annotation, molecular function: enzyme binding. Gene Ontology annotation, biological process: interstrand cross-link repair; meiotic DNA double-strand break processing; DNA replication. The coding region runs from base 259 to 5544 and encodes 1761 amino acids.
CUUUCACGGUCACAUGACCGGAAGUUAAAACUGAAGCGGUUGAAUGAGUAAUUUUGAAAUGAAAACAAACCCCAGAGAUCUUCUGUCCGCUUUAUUUACCGUAUAAUUAAUAAAUACAUGUGAUUAAAAAAACAUUAGACAGAGUUACAUAUGAUGAAGCGGAAAUGCUGAAGAUGAAGAGCAAAUUCAUCAAACCCGGGGUGUUACAACAGGGGACAUGCUGGCAUGACCUUUUAAAGUGAGAAACAGCUGAUUAUCAUGGACGACUCGGACGAGGAUUUUGUAGACCUCAGCUCAAAGCCACUGAAACGAGUCUGCAAGAAACCCAGACAGCCAAGGAAAGCAGGACAUCCGCCCUCCAGUCAGGCAAGUGAUGGAGGCAAGAGGAGAAGAAAUAACAGAAGAGAUGAUGGCUCUGGGUCCAAGUGUGUUGCAGCUGUUGGUGGGACGCAGCCUGUUUGUACUGAAGCAGAGCAGCUUGUGGUCAGUGGAGGGGGGGAUGCUGGGCCAUCUGUUUCAGUUGCUUCUGCAGCAGCAGUUCCGAGAGCUGAGAGACGUCUGGCAGCGAAAGACGUAGUGCUCAACAGAAUGCAACAGUUCAGGAGAGCCAGUCCUCAGAGGAUGCUGCACAGGGACAGGAGCCAGUCGACAGAGAGGGAGAACAACCGUGAUCCUGCUCCUCCACAGACAGAAAAACGAGAUACACCAGAAUCCUCCAGCUCAGGCCUCUGUUCGAAGCCCCUGGACAGUGACGAGGCUCUGGCCCUGCAGCUGCAGCAGGAGCUGGACAGGGAGGCAGCGGAGGCCCAGACAGUGGACCUGGAGGAUGGAGGCCUCUUCUUCUGUCAGAUCUGUCACAAAAACCUGACACAUAUGACACCUGAGGGGCGCACGCAGCACCUCAACAGGUGUUUGGAUGCAAGUGAAUCCCACGUCCCAGCUCCUCCUCCGCCUCCCGGUGUCCCCGACUGUCCCAUCUGCGGCAAGAAAUUCAAGUCCCAAAGGAGUCGCUCCUCCCACCUGAAGCGCUGCUCCUCAGACAUGGGUGUCUCUCCGGCUGUCCUGCUGCAGGCUCUGCAGAGACAGACUGAAGAGAGCCAGAGCACCGCCGCUGCUAACACACUCGCACAGACUGGAGGCACAAAAAGGAAAGGUCCGUCCAAGCCGGGUCUCCCAGCAAGUAAGAAGCCCAGGAAGAAGACUGAACCCCUGGACGAAGACACCAGGGUGGCCUUGGCUCUGUCGUCCUCCCUGCUGGAGCAGGAGAGAGAGUCACAUAUAGAGACCGCUGCCUCUCAUGCCUCCAUGACUCCCAUGUUGAGGUGGAGGCCAGACACAGGUAAGGGGCAUGGGAAGAGGAAAAAGGGUGCCGUCCCCCGUCCUCCUCCGCUCCUCCUUGUUCAGGAUGCUGAGGCGGCCCUGACGAGGCUGCAGGAACGCAUUUCUGCUCUCCUCCUACGCAGUCGGGCUCCAUCUCCCCCCACCCCAACCCGCUGCCCCAGCAGCCUGCCCGGAUGGAGUGGUGCUGCCCCCCUCUGGCAGAAGAGUGCACUGCUGAACCAAGACUCCACUGGUUUGUCUGAUUUCUAUGUCCCAGAGCUCAGGGAGUUCAUCACGCCUAGGGAAUUGGCAACGACUGAUGUAGCCUCCUCCAGCACUAGCUAUAAACCUCAUACAUCUCUCCAACCUGUGAGUGAAGGAACUCCUGUCACAAAAACCCGACCUUCCAUCAUGCCCUCAACCUCCCAGACAGCCUCCUCCUCUCCAGCUUCCUCCACCCCGGGGACAAGGCAGCUCCCGAUGGGCGGCGAGGCCCUCCGAGACCUGAUGGAGCUGGCUGAAGACGGCAUGACGCUCACCCAGUGCGGCUACGCUGCUCCAGGCCCUGCCAAAGACAAGAGCGCCAAGCUGUCCACAAACCUCCAGCUGAGUGGUUUCGUCCUGGAGGAGGAAGAAGAGCAUGCUGACCUCUGUGUGAGCGGUUUCCUACCAGAAACUUUGCACGCACACGCAGAGAAAACCCACGGCCAAGCAAGAAGGACGACUGAGAGCGCGGGCGGGCACCAAUCAGUGGCGCUGUCCAGACUAGCAUCAGAGCUGAGCAGCAUGGUGAACAACCCUCAGCUCAGUGAUGUGCAGCUCCAGGUGGACAGUGGAGAGGUCUACUUUGCCCAUUCCUUCAUGGUGUAUGCUCGCUGCCCCCUGCUGGCAGAGAUGGUGCACGAAAGUGGUUUUGGGGUGAAGGAGGAAGGCAUGCCUGCAGCACAGAGGGUGUUGAUGAGUGACGUACCGGGACAGGCGGUGUUGGCUCUGCUGCAGUACCUUUACACCGCCCAAUACUCCAUCCCAGCAUCACUGCAGCCUCAUGUAGUGGAGCUGGCAUCCAGGUUUGAUUUGCAGGAGCUGCAGCAGCUUUGUGAGCUUCAGCGAGCCGAGGCAGACUACACAAGCCAGGAGGAGCAUCUCAACAAAUCCCAAACAGAUCUGGCCUUCAUGGAGCUCCUCCACUCCAUGUGGAACGAAGAGGAUGAUGAUGACGACGAGCGGACAGAUGCGAAUGGAGGAAGAGAUGAAGAGAGAGGUCUAGAACAAUGUCAAGCCGCUGACGUCAUAUCAGGCGACGGAGAGUUUCAAGAAGAACAGGUGAACGAGGAGGAGAUGGAGGAGAUUUAUGAGUUUGCUGCCACGCAGAGAAAGAGGGAGGAGGAGGAAGAAAGCGUGGAGGAAAAGGUAGACGAGGAAGAAGAUGGAGAAGUGUUCACAAAACUGACAGAACCCAAAAGAAGCUCAAGAGGAUUCAGUGAAAAAAGCUCGCAGCCGAACUCCAGCCUAGAUCGCAGCUACAACCGCCUCUUCUCAGACUCUUGGGGGGUCUACAAAGAAGGAGACGACCCCUCCUCCUUACAUCCUACCUCUCCACCACCAAAAACACACACCCUCCAAUCACAGCAACACCAAUCCCCUCAUAAACCCUUUUCUGAAUAUUCUGGCAGAACUUUGCUUCAGUCCUCAGCAAGCGUAGUCAAUGAUCUUUCCCUCAGCCCUCCACCCAGUACAUCCAACCUGCCUAUCCCAGGUCUGUCUCCUGGGAUAGUGGCUGACUGGGACGGUGGUGGAGAUGCUGUUGAACUGGAAGAAUUUCUGCCUUUGAAACAGGAAAGCCUAGGUCCUCACAGUAUUUGUGUACCCCUUUCUCCUGAUUCCCCCCAGAAAAAGAAGACACCAGAGCUGGUAGUUUUGUCUGACUCAAGUGACGAGAUGGAGGUAGUAGAUGUUGCUGUUCUUAGCUCCCGCAGUCCUUCUCCACCUUAUCCCAGUGCUCUCCAGACCCUGCAGAGCUUUACCCACAUCAAACCCCAGAUGAUCCCAAAAUCUAAAGAGCCCAGUAGUUUGCAUUUUAGUCCCAAUGAUCCAUCUUCAGUCACAGUUCCGAGUCGACCAGGCUCCGGUUGUGACCAGAGUGUGGUAGACUGUUCUCCAGAAGUUUCCUGGCUGGUCCCAUCCACACCAGUCCAGCCUCGAAGAAGCACCACAACCAGCUCCACUCAAACCAGAAGCAGCAUGUGCAGGACACAGCUGUUCCCUAAAGGUGAAGCUUCAUCACCCUCGUCCUCUGUUUUCUCUUCCCCUGCUUUACCGUUUAAUAACAGAUCACCGACCUCCAACAAUCCAACCGGAGAUUCAGCCCAUGUUGGCCCAGCAGAUGACAGUGUCUCCAAGCAGGACAGGACGGUGCCCAGCAGCUCCAGUUUGGAUCUCAACUUUUGUCCUAAAAGAACCAGUAGCUGCAUUACGAGUGAGGACAGAGAAGUGGACUCUCCUGUUUUUAAAGAACCUCAGGUCUCACAUCUCUCAAGCUCGACCCUCCCCUGUCUCCUUCAAGCUUCCUCAAAGCAGCAUAACUCUCUUCACCUCCAGCCACAGCCUUACAGCAGCACACCCCUGCAUACAGACCUCCACCAGCCCCCUGUCUCUCUUGGCGCUUCUCCGCUCCACAUUGAGCCUGAUAAGCAAAGGCCAACAAGUAAAGAAAGGGAUAGGGCGCCCUCUGAAAGCCCAGAGAAGACAGAAUUAGGGAGCUUUCAUCUCUCCCCCUUGUCCGACCCUUCAGACCUACCCUCUUCUUCCUCUCAAAGAGGCCUUCAGAGUUCACAGAGACGCAGUAAAUCCUCUAGUCAGAGUCAACGUUCUGUCGAGUAUAGCAGUCACAACGGCACAGGAUCUGAGCUGAGGAGUGGAAUAAGAAAUAAAGAGGAAGGAAGAGAGAUAGAGCAUGAAAGUAAAGGCACAGAUGAUAAAGGAGAGCAGGAAGAAGCAAAAGGAGAAAGUGGAGAGGCAGAAGCUGCAGAGUCCAGUUUCCAGCAGAGCUUCAUGGCCAUGGACGAGCCCCCGAUAGCGUUCAACGACUCAUGGGGCUUCAAUGCCUGCGUUGACUUGGCGGAAAAUCCGGGCUGCUUCAGUCUGAGGCUGGAGGACAGCGAAGCAUCUAGCCUACAGGAGCACAGCUCAGAAAAAGCCAAGUCUAGUCAUCAUGUCUCGUUGAACGGCCAGGGAGGUGUGACUGCCUCCGCUCCAUCCAAAGCCCUCAGUUCACAACCACCUACGAGUGAACAGGCUCAUACAGGCCCCUCCUUCACCCCCUCACCACCUGAUCCCACAACCCAUACCACACCAGAGAUCAUUAACAGCCUCCUGGACUCAAAAAUAUGGGACAGCUGGGAGGAGGAGGAGGUUCUUCCUCUUUCUCAGAGGGUGAACCCCUCUGCCUCACUCAAAACCCCAUUAUCGUUGCACAAUAAAAGGCGUCGCUCUGUGGUGCCCAUCACUCCCAUGCCCCACUACUCUGACAUGGAUACACCGGAGCUCAAGAACAAACUGAACAGGUUUGGUGUCCGACCUUUACCCAAGCGCCAGAUGAUCCUCAAACUGAAGGAGAUCCACCAGUACACCCACCAGCUGGUCAGCUCUGACUCUGAGGAUGAGGCACCCUCUGUAGGGCGCACUGCUCAGAUAAUAAAGCCCCCGUCAACCAGUUUAGCGGCCGCUGGCAGCAGGCUGGUCUCCUGUGCCCAGAGGGUGAAGUUUAAAGAGCCCACUACCGUUUCUCCUGUGAAACUCAAUAGAGAGGAGGAGGCAGAGCCGCUGUCCGCCUCACAGGGCUCCAACACCUCCUCGACUGCUGCCAGCGAAGAAUCUGAAAGGUCAAACCCAGAGAUAUGUCUUUCCUCUGAUGGCGACUCAGACAGCGACGGUGGCAUCUCAGCGUCCCAGUCAGCCACACGCCUCCAGGAUCGCCUCCGAGCGGUGCGCUCCUUCAUCCUGUCUGACUCAGGACUUUACAGCCAGAUCCUCCAGUACCAGCCUCUGGUCCUGUCCCAGCUCCAGCAGCGACUGAAAGCAGCAGGGAUCCGCCUGGGAGCCGCCAAACUGGUGGACUACCUGGACUCCCAGUGCAUCACCUUCACCACGGCCAAACCGGGUCACACUGCACCCAGCCGCAGGCGAGGCAAGAAGACAGGCAAGGGGGCAAAGGCAGCGGGGUGAAAGUGGAGCAAACAGGAAAUGAGGUGUCAAUGCUGCUCUUUAAAACUGUGACUGUAAGGUUUAAGUAGAAACUGUGAGAUGUAGCAUGUUUUAUUAAGGUACUUGGGACAUUUAUCUGAAAAUAACUUAAGGCAGAGAAGAAAAAAAUUAAAUUAUGAAGUAUUUUAAAAAGAAUAUGACAACCAGCACUCAGCUGAUUCCUCAAGAGUAGACUUCACUGGUGAAAACAGAUUUUACCGCUUUGUUUGAAAUGUUGAAUGUUACAUAAAAUGUUUCAUCAGGACAGUUUUUGUAUUUUAAGUAUUGUGUUUGUGAAAAUAAAAAAAAUGGUAAAUGUUGCUAUGGCAUAAUGGUUCCUCUGAUUAAAAGGCUAUAACAGUGAAGCCACUUUCAAUGUAUAAAAUAGAUUCUACAAACCAUCUGUCAUCCUCUGUGUGUGAUGGUUUAAAAAAAAAAAUCAUCUUUAGCAUGUAUUUACAACCCAGC